GGGACUUGCUUUGCGUUUGUGGGUUGGCUGUUGUUUGUUUGCUGCGGUCGUGCUCCGGUCGGAUUGUGAGAGGACCAACACGUUGUUACUGCGCGGUAUUGUGUGACCUCAGCAGUAACCACAUUGCAAGUGUUUUAGUGACGUGUCCACCUCGCUGACACUGCCAUCUGCCUUGCCUGUGGCCUACACCCUCGCCCAGCCAUGUCGCUGAAGUCAAUCGUGGGCCAGAAGAUCAUGGACAUCGUGAUCAAGUCGCAGAAGAAGGGCGCGUCGCCUGACUGGCGCGUGCUCAUCGUUGACGAGCUGAGCAUGCGCAUGGUCUCUGCCUGCACCAAGAUGCAUGACCUGGCUCAGGAGGGCAUCACCAUCGUUGAGGACAUCUACAAGAAGCGCGAGCCGCUGCAGCACCUGGAGGCCGUGUACCUGGUCCAGCCCACUGAGAAGUCCAUCAACGGCAUCAUCAACGACUUUGCCAUUCCCACACGCACCAUGUACCGCGCGGCGCACAUCUUCUUCACGGAGGCGUGCCCGGACGACUGCUUCAACAUGCUUGUCAACGCCAACGUCUCCAAGUACGUGAAGGCGCUGAAGGAGAUCAACAUCGCCUUCCUGCCACAGGAGUCUCAGGUGUUCUCACUGGACUGCGAGGACACGUUCCCCGUGUUCUACAGUCCGUCGCGCGCCGCCGGCCGAGCCCAGACGAUGGAGCGCAUGGCGCAGCAGCUGGCCACCCUCUGCGCCGUGCUCGGCGAGUACCCCAGCGUGCGCUACCGCAGCGACUUCGACUACAACGUCGAGCUGGCGCAGAUGGUGCAGCAGAAGCUGGACGCCUACAAGGCGGACGAGCCCACCAUGGGCGAGUCGCCCGAGAAGGCGCGCUCUCAGCUGCUGAUCCUGGACCGCGGCUUCGACGCCGUCUCUCCGCUGCUGCACGAGCUGACGCUGCAGGCCAUGGCGUUCGACCUGCUGCCCAUCGAGAACGACGUGUAUAAGUACGAGGCGAGCCAGGGCGAGAGCCCCAAGGAGGUGCUGCUGGACGACAACGACGACCUGUGGGUGGAUCUGCGGCACCAGCACAUCGCCAUCGUCUCGCAGCAGGUGACUAAGAAUAUGAAGAAGUUCAUUGAGAACAAGCGCGGCAUGUCCACGGACAAGGCGUCGAUGCGCGACCUCAGCCAGAUGAUCAAGAAGAUGCCGCAGUACCAGAAGGAGCUGAGCAAGUACUCGACCCACCUGCACCUGGCUGGAGAGUGCAUGGCCGCCUACCAGGGAUACGUCGACAAGCUCUGCAAGGUGGAGCAGGACCUGGCGAUGGGCACCGAUGCCGAGGGGGAGAAGAUCCGCGACCACAUGCGCAACAUCGUGCCCAUCCUGCUGGACCAGAACGUCACCACCUUCGACAAGAUCCGCAUCAUCCUGCUGUACAUCCUGGUGAAGAACGGCAUCAGCGAGGAGAACCUGAACAAGCUGAUCCAGCACGCGCAGAUCCCGGCCGAGGACCGCAACAUCAUCACCAACCUGUCCAACCUCGGCCUGAACGUGGUGGUGGACGGCAACAGGAAGAGGAUCCACCCGAUCUCGCGCAAGGAGCGCAUCACCGAACACACGUACCAGAUGUCGCGCUGGACGCCCGUCAUCAAGGACGUGAUGGAGGAUGCCAUCGAGCUGAAGCUGGACGAGAAGCACUUCCCGUUCCUGGCGGGCCGCGCCGCCACGGCCGGCUACCCGCGCGCCACGCCCACCACCGCCCGCUACCACUGGCACAAGGACAAGGGCGCGCAGAACGUCAAGAACGUGCCGCGCCUCAUCGUGUACGUGCUGGGCGGCCUGUCGUACAGCGAGGUCCGCGCCGCGUACGAGGUGACCAGCGCCAUCAAGAACUGGGAGGUGGUGAUCGGCAGCGACCAGCUCAUCACGCCCGGCCAGUUCCUCAAGAACCUCUCCAAGCUGGGCGGACCGGCGUAGGUGGCGCCACCGGUGACGGCCGCCUGGCGCCACGCUCCGGUGGCUGGCGGCGCGG
Molecule: messenger RNA, 2020 nt
Organism: Pollicipes pollicipes
Lineage: Eukaryota; Metazoa; Arthropoda; Thecostraca; Pollicipedomorpha; Pollicipedidae
Product: protein ROP
Exons: 7
Coding region: 202-1965 (587 amino acids)
Biological process (GO): vesicle-mediated transport
Source: RefSeq, a predicted model, not a curated record